AUGACUCUACUGAAGGACAAUAAUGAUGAUAUAAACUUCCAAAAAGCAUCAUCUACCUUAGACGGAUGUGUAAAGAUAUAUUCCUCCAGGGUUGAAUCGGUGGUGGUAGACACGGGCAAAUUGCUUUCUGGGCUCACCACGUCUGCUGGAUUAAAUUCCAUUGAGAACGAGGAAAACAGGCCUUCAAACAAGUUGAAUGAAAAGGUUCCCAAUAAGCAUAAGAAAAAGACGUUCGAGUCGAUAAAUGUCAAAUCCUUUGACCUUGAUACUUCGUUAGAUCCGCUAUUUAAAAAAAUCUCGGCCGAGUUUGAUGAAGGCGGAUAUAAAGGUCUUUUGUUCAAUAGACUUUCCAUUGAUCAAUCUGGAUCUUACAUGCUAGACCCGAGCGGAAUCUUUUUUAUGUCUCAAGACCAAAUGGAACAUGAUGGAAAUAUCGAGUUCAAUACGCAGCAAAGAGAUCACAUCAUUGAGGGAGAUGGCCAAGAACCUAACAAAGCUUUUGAUGAAGGAUUACUAGCUGGGAUAGGGUCUUUUUUGAAAUCAUUUACCCAGAUUCCUUGUACUAUAUCGCCUUCUUUUGAAGGGUUUCAGAAAGAAUUUCUUGAUGUAAAAUCUGCGGAGCCUUUCGAUUUUGGCGAGGACGUGAUUGCAGAAAUUUUGGAACAAUUAAAGCUUUCUUCUGCCGUCGAUUACGAUACAAUGCACAUUGACUCUAGCUUUGAGGAUGGAGUUUCUUCAAAGGUAGAACACCUUCAAAUCCCAGAUUAUCCCUUGACUCUCGACGAAACAGGAGAGGAAGAUGGCUAUCAUUUUCCAAGCGAACAAAGAUUCGGAAAUGAUGAUGACGAUGAGAAUUGUGGGAAUGUUGAGCAUAUGCAUGAAGAUGCGUAUCAAGAUCCUUCGCCCACUCUUGCCCAAAUGGUUCAAAAUUCGUUUAGUAGUACCUCUUUUCUUGCUAACCCAUCUGCCAUUCUGGAGGCAAAUGAAGCAACCAAUUCUGUCGAUGUAUGUAGCUCUAGAUCCAAUCUAUUUGCUUAUUUCGAUGGGAUGGCUCAUAAGAACUGGGCGGGUCCAGAACAUUGGAAACUUCGCUUGAUGCGAAAGGACCAUUCGGUUACGUCCGGUAAAAAGAUUAGACAAAAAGUGACCAUCAAGACCCAUCUGAUCGACUUUUGCACUGCUCCUGAGGUCGAUAUCAAGAGUUUAUUUGUCAAAUUUGAUUCACAGCAUCACAUCACAUUGACUCCUGAAAUUUUACUAUCCGAAAAGAACAGGACUCGUAACAUGUUGCCAGAAGAUUUAAAUAUUUCAUCAAAAGAUCUCUUUUCAAUGUUUUGCAAGCCUAAUUGGUGGUUUGCCGAUAACAUAAAGCGACCAUCUAGUGGAGCAUAUAAAGCCUCAGAGGAGCCAAUCGAAGAGACCGCUGAAAAGCUUCUGCAUACGCAAGGGGCCAAGUUUCUAGUAGAAAAAGGGCUUGAGGCAAUGGUCGAGACCAAUCAACGAACACAUGCCAUUUCUGAUGACUUUUCACAACCAGACGAUGACAUACCUUUUGAGCCUUUUGACCACGGCCAUGAGAACCAUGGUGACGACAUUAACGGCGAUGACAAUGAUCAUGAUGGUGAUGAUCAUCGUCUUUUAGGAGCUAGAGAUGCCUCUGAUGAGUCUCUCUUUUCGCAGCCAUUUUCGCAGCUCUCUCUUGGGGAAGAUUUCCCUUCCAUUCCCUCAUCCUCCUCUUUGAGUAAGGAUUGGGGGCCAAUGGGCUCUCCAAAGUUCCUCCGGGUCGAUUCAAUCUCCUAUUGCAAAGUAUCCAAGCGGGUAAAUAUGCAUCGCCUCAAAUCGACCAUGUGGACCAGCCUUUCAAACUCAUUUUCAUCAGAGGAUGAAAUACGGCUCAGUAGCGUUAUUUCUGCCAUCGAUGCGCAAGCAAUGGGUGGCGAGAAAAAGAAGGCGGAGCUCUCUUUUCCUUAUUGCUUCAUUUCGCUCCUUCAUCUAGCAAAUGAACACAAUCUGAUCCUUGCGCUAACGGCCACCCAUUCUGACAUCGCCAUCAAAAAGCAAACCAGUAAAUCACAAUAUUUGUAA
Molecule: messenger RNA, 2085 nt
Organism: Mitosporidium daphniae
Lineage: Eukaryota; Fungi; Microsporidia
Product: subunit 2 of condensin complex
Exons: 3
Coding region: 1-2085 (694 amino acids)
Biological process (GO): mitotic chromosome condensation
Cellular component (GO): condensin complex
Molecular function (GO): chromatin binding
Source: RefSeq, a predicted model, not a curated record